Molecule: messenger RNA, 1418 nt
Organism: Acipenser ruthenus (sterlet)
Lineage: Eukaryota; Metazoa; Chordata; Actinopteri; Acipenseriformes; Acipenseridae
Product: signal recognition particle 19 kDa protein-like
Exons: 6
Coding region: 364-789 (141 amino acids)
Biological process (GO): SRP-dependent cotranslational protein targeting to membrane; SRP-dependent cotranslational protein targeting to membrane, signal sequence recognition
Cellular component (GO): signal recognition particle, endoplasmic reticulum targeting
Molecular function (GO): 7S RNA binding
Source: RefSeq, a predicted model, not a curated record
GACACAUGGGGUCCCCGGGACCAGGGUUGGGAAGCUUUGCGCUAGGCACUACUGCCUUGUAACUGCAAAAUGUAGCAGUGGGAGGAGUCAGAAACCAAUGUUAUGGCAACUAAACUGCUGAAUUCUGAAACUAUGAAUUGAAUUAAAAAUCAAUAUUGGAGCAACAGAACUCAGAACAAUUGUAAAUAUAAUUAAAAGUAAAAUCGUUCAGAUCCAGGAUUGGUAUACGGAGGGGCAAGACUUGAUAUUAUUUCCGGUAUGCGUCCUGACCAAUGGAAGACGAGACAAUCAGCAGUAAUUUCAGCUCUUCUGUGAGUGUAUGUGGAUACCACGCACACAGUGGUGUGGAAUCGGCCUGAGAAAAUGGCUCAUUUAAAUAAAAAUCCUGCAGAUAAAGAAAGGUUUAUUUGUAUAUACCCAGCAUUUAUAAACAGUAAGAAGACCAUAGCAGAAGGCAGGAGAAUACCAGUUGACAAGGCUGUAGAAAAUCCAACAUUUGGUGAAAUAAGAGAUGUUUUAACAGCAGUGGGAGCAAAUGUUAUUGUUGAGAAUAAACUUUACCCAAGAGAAUGGAACCGCGAUGUGCAGUUCCGAGGAAGAAUACGGGUGCAGCUCAAGAAGGAGGAUGGGAGUUUGUAUCUGGAGCAGUUUUCAUCACGUAAAGAUAUUAUGCUUUAUGUGGCUGAGACGAUUCCAAAGCUGAAGACUAGGACCCAAAAGACAGGGGGAGGAGACCAGAAUGUACAGCAGGGAGAAGGAGGCAAGAAGGGCAAGAAAAAGAAGAAGUAGUUACCACUGACCGCUUCGACACGUCAUACUGGAGAUUAGCUCAGUGCAGCUUCCUUGUAAAGAGAAACCUAAGUUUUGUUUUAUCAUAAUUGGGUUGUGCUUUCCUUCUAUAAGCUACUACAUGCAAUUGUGCGGAUAAACGAAAAACAACCAUGAAUAAAGGAAGUGAAGAAAAUAAAUACAAUUUAUGAUUUUUUCAGUCAGACGUAUUGCUAAUAUGGAGCCCCGCAAUUGGGGAUUCAUGUUAGGUUUUGGUGGGGGAUAUUGCCUUAUUUUUGAAGACCGUUUUAUUCAGAAGUGUAAUAAACAUUGCCUAAUAAAUAUGACAGAAGGUGGAAAGAAUAUGCUUGUCUAAACACUUUGGAUGACAAUACUUGCACUAUACAGCAGUGAAUAAACACAAAAGAAAAUCACACUUUAGUGAGGUUUUCCGACAUUAACCGGAUAGCAGGAGCAAUGCUAUUCCUUAUUAUACAUACCGGUUUGUUGUAUUUAUAUAAGUGGUUAAAGAUAUAUCAUUAUUUGUAUGUUUUUUUGCUUCUUAUUUGAUGCAUUAUUUACAUGUAUUUGAUUCCAUGUUAAAUAAGUUUUUGUUUUUGACAAAUAAAAACACUUAUUUAGCACGCUGA